Molecule: messenger RNA, 2307 nt
Organism: Betta splendens (Siamese fighting fish)
Lineage: Eukaryota; Metazoa; Chordata; Actinopteri; Anabantiformes; Osphronemidae
Gene: csnk2b
Product: casein kinase 2, beta polypeptide
Exons: 7
Coding region: 165-812 (215 amino acids)
Cellular component (GO): cytoplasm; protein kinase CK2 complex
Molecular function (GO): protein kinase regulator activity
Source: RefSeq, a predicted model, not a curated record
GCAGCAUCGGCGCCGCUGCUCACAGUCACGGGAGGAAGUGGAACAACGUAAUCGACGGGGUGAACGGGGAGGUGGUGUCCAUCUUAUUUACACCGGUGAGAGCGCUAAACUAGUCAUCUCUCGGGGUUUUCUGAAGAAUAAAAGUUGAAACACGGGCUUUAGAGAUGAGCAGUUCAGAGGAAGUGUCAUGGAUCUCAUGGUUUUGUGGACUGAGGGGAAAUGAGUUUUUCUGUGAGGUGGAUGAAGACUACAUACAGGAUAAGUUCAACCUGACGGGGCUCAAUGAGCAGGUCCCCCAUUACCGCCAGGCCUUAGACAUGAUCCUGGAUCUUGAACCAGAUGAGGAGCUGGAGGACAACCCCAACCAGAGUGACCUGAUUGAGCAGGCUGCUGAGAUGCUGUAUGGACUAAUCCACGCACGCUACAUCCUCACUAACCGAGGCAUUGCACAAAUGUUGGAGAAGUAUCAGCAGGGUGACUUUGGAUAUUGCCCUCGUGUUUAUUGUGAGAAUCAGCCAAUGCUACCAAUUGGUCUGUCAGACAUCCCAGGGGAGGCCAUGGUCAAACUGUACUGCCCUAAAUGCAUGGAUGUCUACACACCAAAAUCCUCCAGGCACCACCACACAGAUGGAGCUUAUUUUGGCACGGGUUUCCCCCACAUGCUCUUCAUGGUUCAUCCUGAGUACAGGCCCAAAAGGCCUGCCAACCAGUUUGUCCCAAGACUGUAUGGGUUCAAAAUCCACCCUAUGGCCUACCAGCUGCAGCUGCAAGCCGCCUCCAGCUUCAAGAGCCCAGUCAAGGCCAUCCGCUAAAGCGUCCAGGGCUGGGGUGGAGAAGGAUUCCUAGAGAGAGAAAGAAAGCAGGACAGAAUUACCAUCAGAAGGGAGGGGUCACCUGCAUUUUACAACUUUCAUAUGCCCCCUCCCCAUCCUGAAGACUGUAUUAAUUUGGUUUAGAUUAGGACAAAUGGAAAAAGUGUAAAAAUUUGUUUGGGUGUGAGUGUGACGUACAUCACACAGCCAUGAUCAUAAUCAAAAGACACACACACACACACACACACACAAACAAAAUGCAUCUGAACUCUUGGGAUUCCAUACCAAACUCAUCUGUGCCAAAAACAGGAUGUGAAGUAAGAGGGGAAAAUACUUAACAAUACAAGAGCUCCAUGCUGCAGCCACACUUUACUCAUACUACAGCACACAGGUUGUUGUUUUUUGUUUUUUAUUGGUGGGUGAGCUUUUAGAUGGAAAGCUGGAAAAGUGCCCCGGUCGUGUUGGUUUUCACCUCUGGCUCUCCUGUGUUUUCUGUAUUUGGCACAGUUUGGUUAAAAGGUGGUGGUAAACCCACUGUCAUUUAAAGCUCCCUUCCCCAUCAUCCCCCAGUGCAUGUACACUCAGGCUGGCACUUGCUGAGACAGUUUGGACUGAGGCGUCAGGUGUUUUUCUGUAUCACUUAUUUGUAAAAUUUGGUUUGUCUGAUGUUUUGUGGAACUGUUGCCCAAAGCAUUUUGUUCAAUUCGCCUUAAGAUGCAGAAAAAACACUGAUUGCUUUACUUUUCGAGAGGCAUGAGCAGUUGUUUUUAAAUUUCUUUUUACUCUUAGAGGAUUUAGAAUAGAAAUAAAUAUCCUUUACACACAAUUCAGACAAUUGUAACUAGCCUGUGUCAGUUCUCCUGCUCUGUGUUGGUACCCAAGUGAGAGUAACCUGUGCUACAGUUUUUCCAACAGGUGUCUCCCUUGAGCAGCAGAUUGUAUUGUCCACCUCCCUCGUAGCUGCAUCUCCCCUGAAGGAAUAGUUUGACAUUUUGAGACCCAUGCAGGAAAUGGGCUAUAUAUGUAAUGCAGUUUUUUUUUUUCAUAGCAAAUAGGUGUUUGGAACCAAGCUAAGUUAUCUUGAGUGGUAAGUGAUCAGUCUUUGAAAGCAAACCUGCCUCGAAAGGUCAAACUAUUCCUGCAGAGCUUGAGGAGGAGACUCGGACAGAAGAAUCUGGACAAUCUGAAUCCUUCAGCUCACUCCACCACUACACUGAUGCUACUGGUGUCUCCACAGCACAGUCUUAUUUAUGUUCAGGUUUAGAGAGACACUGCAGCUUGAUUUUGUUUUAGAGCAGAUUCUCAGUUGCUCUCCCCCUUCACUCUUCAUCCUCUUUCCUUUGAUGCGCCUGGAAUAUUUUUCUUUCAUAAAACAAAAGUAAUAAUGGUAUUUAAGUGUCCAGAUUUUAACUAAUGUAUGUCUGUAUUGUGUCUCUGCUACGGUGGAAUGGUGAGCAGGAUUCAGAAUUCUCAAUAAACUUCUAUUUUCUUUUCA